GUUGGCGGGUGGCGCGCUGGUGCGCGGGCGCGGCGGAUGGUGGCGGGAUGAGCGGCGGCGCGCUGGCGCUGACCGCCCUGUCCGGGCCGCCGCUGUCCGCCGCCGAGGCGCUCUCCUCGCUGCUAUGGCAGCCGUACGAGUGCCGCUCGCCGCCCCUCGCGCGCUCCCGCACCGACGGAGCCCUAGCCGAGAGAGGGGGCGCUCAGUCGCCGAGCGGCGGUCGUCAUGCGCGCGCGCCACGCUCGAUACCUCGCCACGAGAUGCGGCUGCCCGUUCCGGCCGAGGCGGUCUCGGUGCGAGUCCCGGCCGAAGAUAUCGUGUCAAGUGUGAUAGUGCAAGUGCAGGAUGCGCCUGUCAGUUGUAAUGUAAACAGUGCGGUUCAGACGGAACGAGAGAGGAGUGUUGCUAGCGCGGAGUGCCAGACUGAGGAGCCUGCGCGGCGGCGGCGCACGAGGCGGGCGCGGGCUCCCCGUGUGCCGGAGCUGCUGGAGAGCGUGCCUCCUCCCCCGUAUAGCACGCUACCCCCGCCGCGGCUCCCGCCACCCCCGGCGCACCCGCUGCCGCUGCCGCUGCCGGUGCCGGUGCCGCCGGCGCCGAUCAUCGCACCGCAUCCUCCUGCGCAUAGGUUCCCCUUCCAGCCCAUCCCACUCAGAUCGGGCAGAGGCGCAGCCUACGCAUGUUCUGAAGGCGAAGGCAACGCUCCCAAGUCGUGCUGCGGCCGUCCCCCUCUCCGGCUAUGCGUGCUCUUCCUCGGCGUCGUCGGCGCAUGCUUGGUCGCCGCCGGCGCGGUACUCGGCGCCCUGAGGCCACAUCCUAAAGCGCCGCUCACAUUACUACUGCUAAUGAUAGGUAUAGGAGUCGUGCUAGUAACGGCAGCCGGGCUAGCAUGGCGGCUAGGCGCGCGCGACGCGCCGUGUGCGCUCCUCGGGCUGCGCCGCACCUCGUGCAGAAGGCUCGUGCCCAGGUUACCGCCGAGCUACGCUCGACCGCACCACCCGUACGCGGCCAUGCUGUAUCCAGAGUUCCACUAUAGGCCGCCCCCGCCGACGUAUCAGGCAUCUAUGCAAGAGUAUAGACUCAGGUUACUUCUCUUGGACAGAAGUGCGCCCGUGGUGUCGCCGCCCCCCACGUACAGAUCAAAUUCAGCUAGUCUAGUCAGAGGGUCCACUGGUGCCGCGUGGUGCGGCUCCGAGUACAGCGGGCCGCCCUCGUACCGCGCGCCCCGCGCCGACCCCCCCGUCACAACUGACGUCCUUCCUCUCUCCCCGCACGACCUCAAGUACGCCGAAGACGCCCUAGAACUACCCAAAACCGAGCAAGAAAAAGACCGCGACGAACAUCUGGUCACCAUAGUACACACGGACGCGCAGCCGGUGAUCGUCACUGUGUCGGGAUCGACAGCUCUCAACGACACGCACAUGUCGCACAUGCAACCGCCAACCGAAAUCGAUAUAUUGGCACAUUUAUAACGAACCACAUUGUUAGUACGUGUCGCGUGUGCUCCGAUGUGAACAAAGUGGACAUAAAGCGAAAAGUGAUUAUUGUACCUCUGUGUACAUUUUCUGUUUUGUAAUUUUAAGCAAAUCAGAGUCUAGGCUACGUUUGAAAAGCUUUAUCUAGUUUGAAAUGGUUUUGUAUUUUGAAUUACCUAACAAAUACAUUUUGCGUUUGAAACGUAGUUGGGCCGACUAUACUUACGAGUGGAAACGUUGCCAGACUUAUUUUGUGUUUGUUAUCUUAUCAAAGUUGGAGGAAAUUUUACAAUAAACCAUGGAUAUUAAACAGCAUGAUAAGCUAACCAAUAUAAUAGGCGUGUUUGAUAACAUUAAACAAACAGUCCCCUGCACCGAUAAGUCUGGUAGUUUGCAUUCUACCUAUAAUGAUUUCACGUACCUUUAUGUAGAUAAGUUUUGUGUAAAUAUUUUAAAAGUACGACGAAUGUCUGUUUAGUUUAAUUAAGGUAAAUUUAUUACCUCAAGGAUCAUUUUUCAAUCUCAAGUGAAGGAGCUAUAUCAUAUAAUUGCCUGCCUGGAGAUUGAAAAAUCAACCUUAAACCAUGUGCCGUGUAAAUAAAAUGAUAGAUACAAAUAAUUAGAGCUAAUUGUUCAAACAAAGAUCAAUUAAUUAUUUAAACCAAAUCCUUUGCUGUAAUGUACAAGAUUGAAUACAGUGUUGUUUUAUAAUCGUGCCAAUGGUUUUCCUACGUUUAUUGUAAAUAUGUAUGAACAAAUAAUUUAUAAUCCAGAUCUCGACUAACUUAGCCAAAUGAGUAACAUAUUGUUUUUGAAUGUGAUUUAGGUAAUCUUAUCUUUUCUUACUCGUUAUUUCCCGGUUGCAUGCUUAAGAGGAGGGACGAUCGAUUCUCCAUACAAUCGUAGUCCUCACUUUCCUCCCUGGAUAUUGAUAUUACGGAAAAUAUUUUUACACGUAUGUAUUUUAAUCAUAGCUAUGACCGACCGUUUGAUUUUUUUCGAUUUUUACUUUACUAUAGGAGCUUUUAAAAAUUUGUAUGAAACCUGUUUUGGGCUCCUAACUCCUUUUGUAAAGCUCGACCGAGCGCGAGAUAACGCGCGCGCUACUAGAUCGACGGAAGCAAUAUGUUACUACAUUGGUUGCGACAAUGAGUUCGUAUUAAAAUAUGUACCUAUCAUCCCAAACAUAAUGUAACAUUUUAUUUUAUAUGGUUUUUGAACGCCUUUAUUUCUUUAAAUUUGAAAAAGACUCAAAAUUGCUACUAGAUACCAGUAAAGAUUUAUUUUAAGUAGGUAUUGACCUAUACCAUUAAUUUUAUUAUUUAAUCAAUCACUGUACCUACUGUUACUGUUAAAAAAUGUAACGUAAUAAAUAAAUAAUUAUUGUAUCGUUAGGAUGUUGUACAUAAAGUUAUUUGUAUUAUAAGAAAUAAAUAAAGAUCUUUAGUGAAUGAAA
Messenger RNA from Cydia strobilella, 2928 nucleotides. RefSeq lists its product as uncharacterized. The record is from RefSeq and is a predicted model, not a curated record. The coding region runs from base 48 to 1469 and encodes 473 amino acids. The transcript is spliced from 5 exons. NCBI's taxonomy places the organism in Eukaryota, Metazoa, Arthropoda, Insecta, Lepidoptera, Tortricidae.